AUGGAGACAAGAAACUGCUCCUGUUGAGAGUUUUAGCUUAGACUGCAUUUAUCCAGGCAAGUGUUAACCCCAGUUUAUCUACUGUAAAACUCACCGUUGUUACCCCAAAUUCUUACUAGCAGUUAUGCAGCAUACAGCAGCUUUUUCAUACUGCUGUAGCAUGGUUGUAGUUGCUUUGAUAAUUACUGCUGCUAGACAACUGCCAAAGAAAUGAUAAAAAGCCUUCAAAGGGCUUAGAUUGCUGGAUCUUGCCUAGUCAUACCUGUUCCUGUGCCUUUAAAAGCAUGCUGACCUGAAGUAAUCAGAAUAUGAAGUUUUUCACUACACAGGGCUAAGCAUUAUCACAUCAGUUUCUGCACACCUAACCAUCAUUAAAGGUUAAGUAUAUGAAACUGUCAAAAUGCCUGUUAGGAGGCGGGAAGGACAGCUGGAAAAAUGUAUAGAUGAUGCUACAAGAAAAAAUGACUUCCAAGCAUUGGAACAGUUCUUGGAAACUGAUUUUUCUGGUGGCAUUUCUCACAAAUGCAGCAAACAGUUUCUCAAUAAAUUAGACAAACUUAUAUGCCAGGGACUUGACAAUGAAGAAGUCAAGAAUGUUUCCACUAUGUUGAAUACUCUUCUGAAACAAGGCAGAAAUAUAACCAUAUUAGGAGAAAUUGGGUUUCCAGCAAUGGUAGAAUAUGGUCUUGUUCAAAAGAUGGUAAAUUGGUUUGAAAAGGCUCAAGAGAUAAUCCAAAAUACAGUAAAUGAAAAGAAUGACAAAUUUGCCACUCUGUUUGAAGACUUCUUUGAUGUUCUUAUGAUAGUACAUGAUACCAGCAGUAAAGGUAAAAUACAAGUACUAGAAAAUUUUGUUUUGCGAACAUGCACACUUGCUACCGAUAAAAGAAUUAACAUUUAUAUUCAGCAGGAGGCAGUAAGAAAAUUGAACACAAUGCUUGAUUCUAUGCCCCGAGAUACUAGAAAGAAAAUUAUUUCUACAGAGGAAAUGCAAGAAGUCAUGAAUGAUAUGGGAAAGAGAAUUUUGGAAGCUGGGGACUAUGACCUCCAAGUUGCCAUUACAGAAGCUUUGUGCAGAAUGACAUCAGAAAAACAGAGGCGAGAACUCGCAAGCCAGUGGUUUUCAAUGGAGUUUGUUAGUAAUGCAUUUAAAGAAAUUAAGGAUUCUGAGUUUGAAACAGAUUGCAGAAAGUUCCUUAACCAGGUGAAUGGCAUUUUUGGAGACAAAAGAAGGGUUUUUACCUAUCCUUGUUUAUCAGCUAUGCUUUGUGAACAUGAGCUACAGAUCCCAGCAGAUGACAACCUUGAAGAAUUUUGGAUUGAUUUUAAUACUGGUAGCAAAAGUAUAUCCUUCUAUGUUGCUGCGGAUGAUGGCGGUCAUCAAUGGGAAACUGUUUGCAUCCCUGAAGAAGAAGUAAAAACAUACAUUAUUGAAGAGAAAGACAAUAAGAAAUUGUUGACAAUACAUUUACACAAUCCAAUGUCUGUGGGUAUCCAAGAAGGAGAGAAAAUAAUACUGCAUUUUGAUUCGGCAUUGGAAAUUGUGGAUGCAGCGUUGAAGGUUUAUGGUGCCUAUAAACGUCAGGGAUUUACAAAGAAGAAUACUAUGUCAGUUGCCAAAACAACAGUACAUGUCAUUUUUGAUGAAAGUGAAUCACAGGUUAUUGUACCAGAAAGUCAAGUAUCUCCUUUGGAAGAAAACUCCUGUAAACCACUGGAAGAUAAAGAAACUCAUUCCCCAGCACAUCAGUAUCUUCAGACACAGAAAAAUUUGAAUCAGAAACUUAAUAAGGGGGACUUGCAAACGGUUAAAUCCAAGAUUAAUCCAGGUAAAAGGAAAGUGUCUGAGGCAUCAAUGGUGGUGCUGUCUGCUGCCAGGUUGUCUAUGCCAAGUCCAUUACCAGCGGUUAAUACUUCAACUCCACUGAAAAGUAGGGUUAAAGCACCUCUUCAAAUGACGAGCUCUAUGGGAAGAACUGAUAUUUUCUCAAUAACUGAGGAAAGAGCAGUGAAUUUCAAUCAAGAAGAUGAUUAUGCAGCUCUAUCUUCUGUUACCAAGUCUGUAAGAAAGGAUAAUUCUGCUGCAAAAAAGCAAGCUCCAAUUCAAAAUGUUGAAAACAUGCCUUAUGAGGAAGAAGUUUUAAACACCUGUGAAAAACAAAAAGCAGAUGAAUUGAUGGAUAUUGUUCCUGAUUCUCAGCUGGUAGAAAGAAGUGACAAAUCAUUGUUACCUGGCAUUCUGGAAAAUUCUGCUGCAGAAGCUAGAACUCGGAAAAAACAGAAGUGUUGGGUACCUGAGCAGAUAAUAUCACAUUGUAACAAGCAGAAUAGUAGUGCACUGGGAAAUACAGACUAUCAAGGUCCUAAUUCAUGUAGUAAAGCUGUCAAGCCAAGAGUGUUCACGUCAGUAUUUGAAAUGCCUUCUCCAGGGCUGAAAAACAAAAUCACAGCUAUGGAAAAAUCGUGGAGCAGCAAUACAAUGAAAUCAGUAAAAUACCAGAAAAAACUGGCAAUAUAAAGAGCACAGAGUCACGGAACAGUUUUAAACAUUUGGAUGAGAGCAUAUCAAAAGAUAACAGCAUAAAGCUUGCUCCUGGUAAACAUGAAAUGUCACUUAAAGCAACAACGAGUUCAAGACACUCAGAAUUAGUUAUGGAAACCAAUUGACGAUGCUAGCUUUGAUGUUUCUUUUGGAAAAGGAACUGACAAGAAAACAGAUCAG
Molecule: messenger RNA, 2722 nt
Organism: Podarcis muralis (Common wall lizard)
Lineage: Eukaryota; Metazoa; Chordata; Lepidosauria; Squamata; Lacertidae
Source: RefSeq, a predicted model, not a curated record